CGAAACUUAACGAGUUUACCUGCGUUUCAAAAGUAGGUUUUUGCGGAAUUAAGCGGGACCCAAAAGCAGUGACUACAAGAAGAAAGUCAACCGUCACUAUGGCACAUUCUAGAGCUCCAGACCCCAAAAGGGAACAGUUUAGGAGAUACUUGGAGAAGGCUGGUGUUGUUGACAGUCUGACCAGUGUUCUAGUGUCUUUGUAUGAGCAGCCCGAAAAGCCCAACAACGCUCUGGAAUUUGUGAAGGAGCAUCUCAAUUCUGGUGGUCACACUUCAGCAGACGCGGAGGCUCUACAGCAGGAGGUGAUUGACUUGAGGCAGAGGUGUGCACGUCUGGCAGAGGAAAACAAAGACCUCAAAUCAAGGCUGCAGCGCUAUGAACCUGAAGAUGGAGCCACAGCUGACUAGACCGCAGCGGCGCUCUGGCUUCAUCGAUGUAGAUUUAUUUUGCUUUCAGGACACGACAACACUAUUGCGUGAAGGCAGAGAACUUUUUAGGCACCUGUUUUUGUAAAUCUUCUUUUCUACGGUUUCUUAGAAUUUAACUUAUUCUGUACAUGUAUGUAUAUAAGUUUGUUCCUUGUUUGUUUAAUCUUUAGCUUUACUGAGGAAUCGCCCGUCUAUAUGGCUGAAAAAGUCAGAUCUUAAAAAGAAAUACUUCACCCUUAAUAAAGUAUUCAUUUAAGACAUGGGGCAUGUCAUUUUGUGAAGGGUCUAUUUAAAAAGAAAAUGUUUUAAUUUUUCUGGCAUAGUUAUAAACAAUCAUACUCUGUCCAGAGCCACAUGGCCGUGUGUGACAAAGACACACUCGUACUUUAUUCCCUAAAAUAAAAUAAAGCACUUCUCGUCUUGUAAUCGUUGUCGUAUCACUGAUUGAACUCAUUUCUAAUGCAUCAGUCAGGCCUUUUAUUAUUAUGAUGGGAUUUUGUAUGUUUAUUGUAACGUUCAUUACUUUCUACUCUGAUGCAAAAUGAACAAAACAAGUAUGUAAAUGAGUGAUAAUAUUUUGGAGACAGUGGGGAACAGAGCACAUCUGGUUUAAUCAGAUUUAAUCACUUUAGAUUCAAAACUAUCAACAGUAAUCCAACAGCUUUCUUGUUGCUGCGAAUGUUAUCUGAUUAUUGACUCGUGAAGACUAAAUCUCCCCAAAACAUGCAGAGAUGAAAUUUAACUGCAAACUUCACACUAAAUAUUCUUUUCUCCAAAAAUAUCUGGAUGUUUUUGUUUAGUUUGACUUCAUGGUUCAAAUGUACGCAUUGCUAUGGGACAGACAGU
Anarrhichthys ocellatus (wolf-eel) is the source of this 1274-nucleotide messenger RNA. Its product is annotated as c-Myc-binding protein. Gene Ontology annotation, cellular component: nucleus. The transcript has 5 exons. Gene Ontology annotation, molecular function: transcription coactivator activity. Bases 99 to 407 code for a protein of 102 amino acids. NCBI's taxonomy places the organism in Eukaryota, Metazoa, Chordata, Actinopteri, Perciformes, Anarhichadidae. The record is from RefSeq and is a predicted model, not a curated record. Gene Ontology annotation, biological process: regulation of DNA-templated transcription.